This is a messenger RNA of Drosophila nasuta, 1057 nucleotides long. RefSeq names its product alpha-tocopherol transfer protein-like. NCBI's taxonomy places the organism in Eukaryota, Metazoa, Arthropoda, Insecta, Diptera, Drosophilidae. Gene Ontology annotation, molecular function: phosphatidylinositol bisphosphate binding. Gene Ontology annotation, cellular component: membrane. The record is from RefSeq and is a predicted model, not a curated record.
ACAUGCUAAAUUUAGUGCGAUCGUUGAAAGCAAACAACAAAGUUGCCUCUACCAGACAACAACAACGCUUACAAGAUGCCCGAUAUACGCCCUCUAUCGGCCAGUUUACAGUGCACAGCCAUCGAGGAGUUGAAUGAGGAUCCCGAUCGUCUCGAUGCUGAUAUUUUGUCGCUACGCACUUGGCUAAAGCAACAGGCACAUAUUCGAUCGCGCAGUGAUGAUCAAUUCCUGGUUUCUUUUCUACGCGGCUGCAAAUUCAGCCUGGAAAAAAGCAAAUCCAAGCUAGAUAAAUACUAUACGUUGCGCACGCAAUUUCCAGAGUUUUAUACUAUACGUAAUGUGGACAACAAACGUAUCCACGAUAUACUGAAAUUGGGCGUGGGACUUCGUUUGCCAAUUCCCUUGCAUGAUGAUGGUCCCCGAGUGAUCUAUGUGCGUCCAGGCUGCUAUCCGGCUGAUAAAUACACCUUUGAGGAGAUAAUGGCCAUAUCGAAUGCAUUAAAUGCCCUCAGCAUACAGUUCGAUGACCAUGCUGUUAUCCAUGGCUAUGUUGUAUUGUUGGAUUUUAGCGAUUAUACGGCAUCGCAUCUGUUGCAGAUGACGCCAAGCGUGAUUAAGAAGAUGGCUAGAUUCGCCGAGGAUGCGAUGCCAGUGCGAGACAAAGGCACUCACAUGAUCCACACAAAUCCUGCCUUUGAGAUGAGCUUCAACUUGCUGCGAUCGGCGAUGUCAGCCAAACAACAGGAGCGCUUGUCGGUGCAUGGCAACAAUCUGGAGUCGCUGUAUGAGCAUAUUCCCCAACGGUAUUUGCCCACACAUUUGGGUGGGGAGCAGGGCACCAUUGAGGAGCUGAAGGAGUCCGCGUGGAGCACUUUUGUGGAAUGCCAGGAGUACCUAAGGGAGGAGUCCAACUAUGGGUUGGAUGAAAAGUUGCGACCCGGAGGUCGAUGCAACGAUUACGAUAGCAUCUUUGGAGUCGAUGGAUCGUUUCGCAAAUUGAAUUUCGAUUGAUGUAGACGCUUGAUGUCAAAUGAGAUUAUUCCCAAAUUAAAUACUU